UCUCGAAAGAGCAAUAUGGAGAGCAAUACCACGUCGGAUGUCGUAAUUUUGAGUGGCAAUUCCCACCCAGAAUUGGCUGAUCUAAUUGCAGAUCGCUUGGGUGUACGUAAAGGAGGAUGUUCAGUUUAUCACAAAACAAACAGAGAAACGAUGGUGGAAAUCGCGGAUUCAAUCCGCGGUAAAAAUAUCUACAUAGUUCAAACUGGAACAAAGGAUGUUAACAAUAACAUUAUGGAAUUGUUAAUUAUGGCAUAUGCAUGCAAGACUUCAUCAGCACGAUCCAUUGUUGGUGUCAUUCCAUAUCUGCCGUACAGUAAGCAGUGCAAAAUGAGGAAACGUGGAUGUAUUGUUACAAAGCUGUUAGCUAAAAUGAUGUGCAAGUCUGGCUUAACACACAUAAUUACAAUGGACUUGCAUCAGAAGGAGAUACAAGGUUUCUUUGAUUGUCCGGUUGAUAACUUGAGAGCAUCGCCAUUUUUGUUACAGUAUAUACAAGAGAGCAUACCGGACUACCGUAACUCUGUAAUAGUAGCCCGCAAUCCUGGUUCAGCAAAAAAAGCCACAUCAUAUGCUGAAAGAUUGCGCCUUGCCAUCGCUGUCAUUCACGGAGAGCAGAAGGAGGCAGAGAGUGACGAAGUGGAUGGUAGAUACUCACCACCCUGCAUUCCUAGUGUUGACAGAUCACGCACUAUGGAUGUCUCUGUUGGAGUACCAGUGCACCCAGCCAAAGAAAAACCACCAAUUAAUGUAGUAGGAGAUGUUGGAGGUAGAAUUGCUAUUAUGGUGGAUGACAUGAUUGACGACGUCCAAUCAUUUGUAGCUGCAGCAGAAGUACUAAAAGAGUGUGGAGCAUAUAAAAUUUAUGUAUUAGCAACACAUGGUCUGCUGUCUUCAGAUGCACCGCGACUCAUCGAAGAUUCCCCCAUCGAUGAAGUGGUGGUCACAAACACAGUACCACACGAGCUACAGAAAAUGCAGUGUAACAAAAUCAAAACCAUCGACAUAUCGGUACUGCUCAGUGAGGCAAUCAGGCGCAUCCACAAUAAAGAAUCUAUGUCAUAUCUCUUCAAAAAUGUCACUCUUGAAGAUUAAAUUAGUAUAAUAAAUCAUAUUUUUAUUUUUUACCAUGUGAAAAGUUUCUUAUAUACGUAUUAUUAAGUAUUUUUUUAGUAUUACCAACAAUAGUAUCAUUUUAAUUCAAAAAUCAGAACAAAUAUUUGUUUAAAAAUGUAUUAAACUAAAUAUGCAGUAUAACAGUCACAAUAAAUGACAUACAAAUUUAAAUAUAAAUUUGAUUUGAAGAUGAAACAAGUAAUUAAAUAUUGAUUUAGGAUGGAUAAAAAUAGUUUUGAUUUUUUUAUUUUUUUUUUAAUAAGGUAAGCAUUUUGUUUUAUAGGUUUCCGGCUAGCAAGGUUUUAAACUCCAUUUUGUAAAUUGUUUAUUAUUCUAUGUGUGUGUGAUAAUUAGUAAAAUGAUAAUGCUAUAUUUUACAAUUUUUCCAUUUUGAUUUGCAUUAUAUGAAUAAAUUUUAAACUUAACUGUGAUUAUGUAUUUGUAAUGAUGGGAAUCGAAAACUUAUUGUGUCUAAUAAAGUCCAAAGCUUAUAAAAAUAAUGAAUAAGUUAAAAAUAAUUGUAUAGAAUAGUAGUAAAUUACUUGAAUCUUAUAUAUUGUAUUGUUAUAUCUAUACUUUCAUUAAAUAUUUUUGUGGCA
Molecule: messenger RNA, 1712 nt
Organism: Melitaea cinxia (Glanville fritillary)
Lineage: Eukaryota; Metazoa; Arthropoda; Insecta; Lepidoptera; Nymphalidae
Product: phosphoribosyl pyrophosphate synthase-associated protein 2
Exons: 6
Coding region: 16-1092 (358 amino acids)
Biological process (GO): 5-phosphoribose 1-diphosphate biosynthetic process; purine nucleotide biosynthetic process
Cellular component (GO): ribose phosphate diphosphokinase complex; cytoplasm
Molecular function (GO): magnesium ion binding; ribose phosphate diphosphokinase activity
Source: RefSeq, a predicted model, not a curated record